This is a messenger RNA of Gadus macrocephalus (Pacific cod), 3313 nucleotides long. RefSeq names its product 5-methyltetrahydrofolate-homocysteine methyltransferase reductase (gene mtrr). Gene Ontology annotation, cellular component: cytosol. The coding region runs from base 184 to 2415 and encodes 743 amino acids. NCBI's taxonomy places the organism in Eukaryota, Metazoa, Chordata, Actinopteri, Gadiformes, Gadidae. The record is from RefSeq and is a predicted model, not a curated record. Gene Ontology annotation, biological process: homocysteine metabolic process. Gene Ontology annotation, molecular function: [methionine synthase] reductase (NADPH) activity; flavin adenine dinucleotide binding; FMN binding. The transcript is spliced from 15 exons.
UAUUAAGUUCACGAUUUCUCAUUAAUGUAGACAAGUUGCUUGGCUCUCCGAGCCCACGUGUUCUGUGACUGAUGUAACAUCCGGGAGUGGCUGUGUUGAUGUCAAACGAGGAUGCUUUAAAACGUUAUCAAUAUCAACUCUUAACCCUUUUUUGAUUGCUCUCCGGUUUGAGCAUUAUUUUGAAUGCCAUGUGAAAAGCAGCCCCGGUUCUUGAUUCUUUACGGUUCUCAGAAGGGGCAAGCUCAGUCCAUUGCUGAGGGGAUAGCCGAUGAGGCAGCCGAGCAUGGGCUGGUGGCGGAAAUCAGCUGCUUAAGUCGGCAUGAAGAGUACCGUUUGGAGAGGGAGAGUGCUCCUGUGGUCUUCAUAGUGUCUACUACAGGAGAUGGAGAGCCACCCGACACCACACUUAAAUUUGUGAAGACCAUCAGGGCGAAGACCCUGCCCAGUGACUUCCUUAAAAACCUUCACUAUGCACUCUUGGCUUUAGGAGACACAAACUAUGCAAAUUUCUGCAACUGCGGGAAAACCAUUGACAAGCGGCUACAGGAACUCGGAGCCAAUCAUUUCUAUGCAACUGGACACGCAGACGACGGAACAGGGCUGGAGGUCGUGUUGGAUCCCUGGAUAGAAGGAGUGUGGGACGCGAUCAAAGCAGCCUUAUCAAAGAUGUCAUCCAGCAGUCAUCCGCCACUCAAAGAAACCCUCAGUGACAUGACCAAGGAAAACCCCGCCCCCACAUCUCCACCACAUGUGGAACUGAAUCGCCUGAGUCUCGCCGACAACAAGACCCCAGACUCAAUCAAAGCGCCGUUCGACUCAGACACUAAAUUGACGUUAGGCGGUUUGCCAUCCACGGAGGUCACGGGGUUGAGCUCUGAGUCGGACGUGGCUGCUGCUAAAUCGGCGCAGGAAGCACAGACCGACCAGGUCAGAGAGGAGUGUGUAGUGGCUGAACCCUCAUUGACGUAUUCCCUCCCACCGCUCUCGCAGUCCUCCCUCAACGUUCCCGCGUUGCCACCUCCCUACCUGGAGGCCACACUGCUGCUGGAGGACAAGGCAGAGAAGUUUAAUUCAUCAUUGCAUACCGAGACGUUUUAUGAAGUGCCUGUAACCAACGCCGUUCAGAUGACGAGAGGAGAUUCAGUUAAGAAGGCUCUAUUGCUAGAGUUGGAUAUCUCUGCCCAUCCGACGAUGACCUACAUGCCGGGGGACUCGUUUGACGUCCUGUGUCCGAACAGAGCGUCUGAGGUGGACGCUGUCCUCCUACGGUUGGGCCUGCAGGACCAGAAACACCAACGCGUUCAGCUGGCUGUGCGGAGAGACACCCAGAAAAGAGGUGCUCAGACACCACCACACGUUCCUGAUAACUGUACUGUGCAAUAUCUGCUCACGUGGUGCCUGGAAAUCAGAAGUGUUCCCAAGAAGGCCUUUCUGCGGGCCCUGGUGGACUGCGCAGGGGACAGUCGGCAGAAGAGGAGGCUACAGGAGCUAUGCAGCAAGCAGGGCUCUGCAGACUACAACAGGUUCAUCAGAGACUCGUCCCUCUGUCUGCCGGAGCUGCUGACAGAGUUCUCCUCCUGCACGCCUCCUCUGAGCCUCCUCAUAGAGCAUCUGCCGAAACUGCAGCCUAGGCCGUAUUCAGCAGCCAGCUCCACUCUCAGACACCCCGGGAGACUGCGUUUCAUCUUCACCGUGGUGGAGCUCCCAGCAUGCCCCGGGCGACCCGAGGGCCGGCGGGGUCUGUGCAGCGGCUGGCUGGCGGACCUGGUCGCCCCCGUCCUGGUGCGUCCCGGGACCGACGAGUCAUCAUGCGGCCAAGCCCAGCUGCCACAGAUCCACGUGAGAAUGCGACUGAGCGGGACCUUCCACGCCCCCACGGACCCCACCGCGCCCCUGAUCAUGGUGGGACCGGGGACAGGGUUGGCCCCCUUCCUCGGCUUCCUGCAGCAAAGGGAAAUUGAGAGGCGAGACAGCCCCGACGUGGCGUUCGGCGAGACCUGGCUCUUCUUCGGCUGCCGCCACAAAGACGGGGAUUACCUAUUCAGAGAGGAGCUGGAGGGCUUUGUGUCCAGCGGGACUCUGACGCAUCUCAAGCUGUGCUUCUCCAGAGAUGCCGCGGCGGCGGCGGCGGGGGGGGAGGAGGCGGCGGUGCCCGCCGUCUCGCAGCCGCCACCGGCGUGCCCCAGAUACGUCCAACACAACCUGCGGCUCCACAGCCAGCGCGUCAGCCGGCUCCUGCUGCGGCACGACGCCCGUCUCUACGUCUGCGGCGAUGCACGGAACAUGGCGAAGGACGUGAACGACACGCUGAUGGAGAUGGUCAGGGCGGAGCUUCAGCUGGACCAGCUGGACGCCAUGAAGACACUGGCCGCACUGAGGGAGGAGAAACGCUACCUGCAGGACAUCUGGGGCUGAGGAGGAGGAGGAGGAGGAGGUGGUUAAGGUGGUGGGGGCAGGAGUUGGGGGAUAGAGCACUUGGAUCCCCAUCUUUCCCCUCUAUCCCCCACAAGGACAACCCUUAUACAAAAGGAUGUAAUAAUUAGGUCCAGCAGUAACCUUGGCAACUGUGGGGGGAGAAUGAAAAGAAGUGCCGUUACUUAAAGUUGUCCAACUAAUAAAAAACACAUUUUUCUCGUAUGGGAGUAUGUUGUGUACUGGCCCAGGGACAUCUCUCCACCAGGCCGGCUCGCGCCGUACGUUGAGAGGAAGGAAUGACCUUGGGUGCGGGUUCGGCCCUGCCGGGGCUAAAAAAGGCUUUUAGUGUGGAUGAUGAGGCCCCCGCACUUUUCUCUGUUCUGGGGAAAGGCAUUUAGUCCAGCCUAAUCUCGCCUUCCCAAUGUGAGUAGUAGACUGAAAGUGGAUUUUGCAGGCGGUUUGGAUGGUGAACAGCCCCCCCCCCCCCCCAGGGCCCCCACCCAAUCUGUGGCUCUUUUACCAACACCGCCGAAAGAAAAUGUUGCAAGUUGUUACUUAACGGUAUCGAAUUACAUCAUAUUUUUAGGUUAUCAGCAGUCUCUUCUCCUUACUUUGUUUUUUUAUGCAUCACUGCCAAACUAACAGCAAGCUACAUCUCAGUAUUUGGUAUAACAUUGUCCAUUUAUUGCCAACGAUACAUUUCCCAUUUCUAUCUCAAUUUAAAUGAAAUGCAUGUGUUUUAACAAUAUCACAUUGUGGACAGUAGUGAUCAGGACUAUUAAUAUAACAGUUUAUUGCUUUAGCUUCUGCUACUGUGCUGAGCUGCUAUGGAAACAAUGAAUGGUUUCUCAAACCAACUACCCCACACCAGCAAAUAAACCAGUGUAAUGAAAUGCAA